Molecule: messenger RNA, 356 nt
Organism: Paramecium primaurelia
Lineage: Eukaryota; Ciliophora; Oligohymenophorea; Peniculida; Parameciidae
Source: the annotation of a GenBank genome assembly
UGUAAAAACAAAAAAAUGUCUCUUCAUUCCUCAUUUGGCUAUGAUAGUCUUCGCUCAGUCAUUUUUGCAAAAGCAAUUAAAAAGUGUGAAUGUACUAAUCAACGUUAAUAUUAUAGAAAUUUAAAAUGAGUAUUAUUCAUCAGAAAGUUGUUCCGAUAUUAAGAGUAGCAUUUCUUCUGAUUCAGAAAAACAUAUCUUUGACAGGUAUUAUAUCAUUUAACAUUAUUUCUAGAGAAUUUGCCUCUGAAUCUGCUGAAUCAAAAAUUGUCUUCAAUAAUCAACAAUCUCCUCUCUCUUAGUUUAAUACUCAACAAUGAAUAUAAAUAAAUAAACAAUUAUAGAAAAAUACAUAAUCA